Molecule: messenger RNA, 348 nt
Organism: Rotaria sp. Silwood1
Lineage: Eukaryota; Metazoa; Rotifera; Eurotatoria; Philodinida; Philodinidae
Source: the annotation of a GenBank genome assembly
AUGAGCUCAUCAUGUCGUACAUUGAUUAUUAAUACUAUUCUACUUCUUCUUAUUGUUCAAAUCCAUGGUGAUUAUUGGAUAUGCGAUUGGGUAAAUGGUCGUGGAUGGAUGUAUUGUUCACGUGGGUAUUGUAAUAUAUAUGGAAAAAAACGAAGCAUUUCUACGGAUGAUGAACAAAGAGGUCCUAUACAAAAUAAUGAUGGUACUUAUUGCUUAAAUGAAGAAUUAUGCUAUACAUGUGAACCAAUUAAUGAUUAUACUUGCCGUAUUAGUGUAAAAACACAAGAUUCUCUCACAAACAAACCAUAUUUACACAACAAAAGAUCAUACGAAGAUAUUUGUCAAUAA